AUGGGACAGCACGGAUGUUACGUGGGUGUCCUUUCUUCAGGGGCGCUCGUUGCAGCGUCCGCCGCGCUCCACAUGCUCAUGACGCGGAUCCUUCCAGUAGAUGUGGUUUCCUACGCCCCCGCCAUUACCUGGGGCUUUACCUGUCUUUGUCUGCGGAAAGGAAUGAGCUACCUCUAUGUGCUGAUGUUCACAGCACACAUCACCCUUGCCUCGGUUUGCUACUGGAAGAUUGGCACUUCGAAUGCCGUCCUAAAUCGUGUCCUUCUUUACCCGCUGGCAGGGUCAGUGAUGGCCUUGGUGUGCGCCCACCCCCUACCCGCCGUACCAACUCAUGGGAUGGCCGCGGUAGCCCUGCUACAAUGCUGGUCUAUUGUUGGAGGUCUUCUGAUGCUUGUAAUAUUUCCUGCGAGUAUUAUCAGUAGCAUUGAGCCGCAGGAUGUGCGUGGAAGGCGGCUGACAAAAUUUAUGCGCCAAGCCGAUGGAAGGCGAGUCGAGUCGCUCACUGUUUCGUCAAGGAAAGGCGUAACCUUGGAUGUCGUAGUGGUCCAAAGAGAAGAGGAGACGGAUCGCUGGAUAAUUUACUUUGGCGGAAAUGCAGAGAUGAUGGAAGACACUGCAGAAGAAAUGUCUGGUCUAACACAAAUAGUGCAGGCGAACUGGGUUUUCUACAAUGCACGAGGGAUUGGGCGCAGUAAUGGGUAUGCCGCAGAGGUGCGGGACCUUGUGGACGAUGCAGUUCACGUCGUCCGCCACGUGUCCAACCGCUAUUCGAUACCUCCAAAGAAACUCGUGCUUUGGGGGCACAGUAUUGGGGGAGGCAUCGCGGCAGCUGUGGCGCGGCGAGAAUCUAUGUCGUCUCCCCUUGUCUUGGAUCGAACCUUUUCAAGGCUUUCGGACGCAGCUGUGACCUUUUCGCCCUUGCACCCGGCCUUGACAAGGCUGUUGAUUCGAUACACAACUGGGGAACUUGACGUAGUCGCCGAUUGCAAGGCGGCCGCAGGGAACAAGAAGUUGGUGAUCUACCACCGCAUGGACGAGGUCAUCGCGUACGACGUCGCCUCGCUCGGUCGGGGGGACGCCCUUCGUGAGCUGCGUGUGGAUGAAGGAAUGGUGGUGGAGCUGCGUGGUACACUUGUGCAGUCGCCCCACAACAGUCUUUUGUCCGCAUUUGAGGAAAGAAUGAACCUACAUCGCUGUGUAGCUGCGCUUUUUCGCUGA
Messenger RNA from Trypanosoma conorhini, 1218 nucleotides. RefSeq lists its product as uncharacterized. The record is from RefSeq and is a predicted model, not a curated record. Lineage: Eukaryota; Euglenozoa; Kinetoplastea; Trypanosomatida; Trypanosomatidae. Bases 1 to 1218 code for a protein of 405 amino acids. The transcript has a single exon.